UGGCAGCCAAGAAGGGCUGUUGCCACGCAACACCGAAAAAAAACACAACUCGGAUCCCAGGGAGGGGCGUGCUAAAAUCCAGACGCUUUUUCUGGCCCUUUUUUUUUUGUACAUUGGACGCUUGUGCUGUCGCCACAGCAAACGUUUGCAAUUAUAUGGUGGGGGGGAAAAAAACCUGCCGCCACCCGUAAAGACCCCCUCGGGUUUUUUUUUCCUACCAGGUGUGAGACGCACAUUUGGACUGCUGCACUGGUUCAAGGCUCGAGGAGUGCGGAGCGUGAAUUUCUGCAGAAAAUUGGGAGCAUCGCACAGGCUGAGUCUGCCCAAGGAUGCCACUUCCAAAGAAAAGAAAAGUGAAAAAAACAAGGAAGCAAAAGUCAUCCACUCUAGGUGAGGAGAGACACAAAGAGGCAUCGCCGGAGGCUGACGCACUGAAGCAGCAUUUGGUUCUCCAGAGAGACCUGGCCAAACAGGCAAGGAUUGACAGGGAAGGAUUCAGGCAGAGGCUGACAGAACUGGAGAGAAACCUGGAAAAAGCCCAGAAAGACAAAAAGGAUAUUUAUGAAGAGAUGAUCCGCCAGUAUCAGCAGUUUCAGCGCCAGAGCGAUAGCCAGAUUCAGCGUUUGGAAGCUGAAAAGCAGAACCUUCAAGUGCAGCUGGCUGCCUGCCAAAAAACCCUGCAGCGGAGUGAAGAGGACCGAGCAAAGAUCUCGGAGGAGAAAGACAAAGCUGUGGCUCAGAUGCAGCAGAAGGCUGAGGAGAUGGAGAAGGAAUGUGAAAGAAUCCUUCACGACAGCUUGGAUCAGGUGCUUUCCAAGCUACAAGCCACCAAACUGGGCUGGGAGAACGAGGCUACCCUCAUCCACACUGACUAUAAGAAUGCGCUAAAGGAUUUUGGACUUAACCCAUUGGAGAUCUGAAGCAGUGGUCAAGCAGAGCUAAGGAGUCGAUAGAAGAGAAGACUUGGGUACCAUGUUGUAGAACUUGCUUCCUUCUGAGUCGAUGACCAAGAGAGUCACCCGCUGGCUGUCGGAACGGAUCCUCGACACCACUUCCUGAUGGUCAAGCUCUUCGACAAUCUCGCCGUUCACCGCCAACAGACAGUCGCCUUCUCUCAUCCCUGCCUUUUCAGCGGGUAGCCCGGCAUCCAGGUCUCUCAAAAAUUGGGCUGCAGCCGGGUCAAAGAUAGGAGAGACAUUUCAGCCUCUAGCGUGAAAUGAUUCCAACGAAUUGAAAUUUCAAAGUGGUGGAAUUAAAAAAAAUUCCCCUA
Molecule: messenger RNA, 1270 nt
Organism: Pantherophis guttatus
Lineage: Eukaryota; Metazoa; Chordata; Lepidosauria; Squamata; Colubridae
Gene: DRC12
Product: dynein regulatory complex subunit 12 homolog
Source: RefSeq, a predicted model, not a curated record